Chinchilla lanigera (long-tailed chinchilla) is the source of this 3014-nucleotide messenger RNA. It is a transcript of the gene Mog, whose product is annotated as myelin oligodendrocyte glycoprotein. Gene Ontology annotation, cellular component: external side of plasma membrane. The record is from RefSeq and is a predicted model, not a curated record. Gene Ontology annotation, molecular function: signaling receptor binding. NCBI's taxonomy places the organism in Eukaryota, Metazoa, Chordata, Mammalia, Rodentia, Chinchillidae. Bases 1095 to 1919 code for a protein of 274 amino acids. The transcript is spliced from 6 exons. Gene Ontology annotation, biological process: regulation of cytokine production; T cell receptor signaling pathway.
UCCUCUCUUAAAACAACAAAAAUAAAAUAAAUAAAAAAGUGAAGAAGUGCUGAGGGUGCAGCUCUGUAGCAAAGUGUGUCCCUGGGUUCGAGCUCCAGCACUGCAGGAAAAGGAAAGAAGGGAGGGAGGGAGGGAGGAAAGGACUGAGAACAGGGCUGGGGCGGCCGUGUGCCACAGGCUUGCCUAGCAUGUAUAAGGCCCUGGGUUCAAGUCCCAACACCGCCCUCACCACGAAACACCUUCACUUUCAGCCCAGCUCUUGCUUUGCCCAGUGACCCUGAGGAAGCCCAGCGCAGUGCCCGGGCUGCAGCUGCGCCCCGCAGGCUGGCUCUGGUCCCCAGACGCCUCUGUUGACAGACAGCUGCGGGUCCUGCUCCUCCACACUCACCUCUCUAGGCACAGCCAACCCGAACUCCUGGCACCUGCCUGCGCCUUCCCCAAACGCACCCUCUGGGGGUGAGGGGCAAAGUACCCACAGAGCCCACUUCAUUGGAAGGGAAGCUGGGGUCCGCCGCAGGGAAGGAGUUUGGCAGUUGUGAGACAAGAGAAAUAGAAAGUCAAGGGGUGGGGUCAGGGAAUGAAAACUAAAUUAAAAAAAACUUUUUUGGAAGAGUUAACAAUAAUCACUCUCGCGGCUAGUUCUGCAGCCCAGAGGGAUUGCAGGAGCUCACAGACGCUGUGGGCUGGGGUCUCUGGGGCCUGGGGCAGCUUCCACCCCGCUGAACAGCCCCAGACGCCCCCUCUAGGCUGGGUGACCGAGAGGGGGACGGAAGGAAGGCUGGUACCAGGGUCACCCAGAGCAGGACAGGAGGAAGGCCCAGUACCAGGCGGCCACCGCUCCACUGCUCCAGGGGUGGGGACGGCGAGCCCUGCUCAUCCCCGUGGUGUGUGGCCCUUUUGUGUAGAAGCCUGGCAGGGUGACGGGGGCUGUUGCAACUGGCACAGCUGCGACAGUGGCUGGGUGGAGGCAGGGCCCAAGCAGCGGUGCCCUCCCAGAUCCUCCCUUCAGCGUUCUUGGGAGGCAGGGGCCAUGCAGCCUGAGGGCCUCUGCUCGGCCUGACCCCUCGUGGGGCUCCGGCCCAGGAACGACAGAGAUGCCUGGUUUAUCAAGCGCCUCGCUGUCCAGGGGCCUGCUUGCCCUCUUCCUGGCCCAGCUGUCAUCCAGUUAUGCAGGGCAGUUCAGGGUGCUGGGGCCGGGACAGCCCCUCCGGGCCCUGGUUGGGGACGCAGUGGAGCUGCCCUGUCGCAUCUCUCCGGGGAGAAACGCCUCAGGCAUGGAGGUGGGGUGGUACCGGCCCCCGUUCUCCAGGGUGGUCCACCUGUACCGCCACGGCAGGGACCAGGACACGGAGCAGGCCCCCGAGUACCGGGGCCGGACCGAGCUGCUGAAGGAGGCCAUCGGGGAGGGGAGGGUGACCCUCAGGAUCCGGAACGUCAGGUUCGCAGACGAGGGCGGCUUCACCUGCUUCUUCCGGGAUCAUUCCUACCAAGAGGAGGCAGCAAUGGAGUUGAGAGUGGAAGAUCCUUUCUACUGGGUCAGCCCUGGAGUGCUGGUCCUCAUCGCCGUGCUGCCCGUGCUCCUCCUGCAGAUCUCCGUGGGCCUCGUCUACCUCUGGCUACAGCACAGACUGAGAGGGAAACUUCGAGCAGAAAUAGAGAAUCUGCACCGGACUUUUGAUCCCCACUUUCUGAGGGUGCCCUGCUGGAAGGUCAGCCUGUUUGUAAUCGUGCCGGUUCUCGGGCCUUUGGUCGCCUUGAUCAUCUGCUACAACUGGCUACACCGAAGAUUAGCAGGUGCAGUGUCCGGGUGGGGCCAGGCCGAGAGGGGCAGACAGAGGGCCGGUGGCCGGGGCCCUCCCUGCUCCAGGGCUCCCUCCUCCCCUCGGCCCCAGCCCUGCCCAGGCUCCCAGGGCCACUGAGAAGAACCCCUCGCUCGAGGGGGUCCUGCUCCAGGGGGCCCCCCACAGGGAGGUACGAGGGAGGCGGGAAGGCCCGCAUCGCCCACUGAUCACCUGUGUUUCUUUGUUUGCAGGGCAGUUUCUUGAGGAGCUAAGUAAGUUCUCUCUUACAAGCUAAGAUGGAAAAGCCAAGGCAGAUUGAAGCAAUAGGGGUGGGGGCGCCGAGGGCUCCCAGUCCCAGCAGAAGGGCUGGAGAGUGCGGGAGAGGGGAGGACCCCUGCAUCCGACACCCCCUGCGCACCGCAGAACCCAGUCGCCAGCCUCCUUCCCAUCCACAGCCCCUGCCUGCGCGCCACCCCCAAGAGACCCGCCGGGGCAGGCAGAGGUGACCCCAGAGGGCUCGGCAGUCCGAGCUCCGCGGUUUGAAAGCCGAGACCACUGCCGGCUUCUUAAGCUCCUCUCUCCUUCUAGGGAACCCUUUCUGAGGCAGGCUGCGUCUCCAAGCGCCUGGUCCUGGGGUCCUCGCCCGUCGAGCUGCACUGGUCCUCUCUGCGAAGGACACUUAGGGCUCUGCACGUGCACGAACACCGGGAGCUCCACAUGGGGCCGCCGUCCUGUCCGCCGCCUGCUUUCCCUUCCUCCCUCCGGUGCCCUGCUCCGGGCCCCUCCGCCCGAGGCAGGCGGGCGCUCUUCCCCCUCGGAGGACACUGGUCCUGGAGGGUGGCACCGGCCGCAGGGGCCCUGCUCGCGCACCCCAGCGCAGAACUGCGAACGCUGGCUGUUUCUCCGAGCCUACCCGGCUGGGCAGAGCUGAGGAGCAGCGGGCGGGCGGCCAAGCACAGGGACCCAAGUACCGGAGGAAGCGGAGAACUGCGGAGCUUGGCUGUGGCGAGCGCCAACCCACCCCUGCGGCGGGAGGGACCCCAGGGCACUAGCCGGGGCCCCAUCGGCCCAGGGAGCCCAGGGAGCCCGGCCCGCACCCCGGCCUCACCCUCCCUCCCACCUUUGUGCUUAUCGGGGCGUCCACUUUCACCCAAGUUACUACUUGACGGCCUGCCAGACACACAGCGGCGGCUAGGUGCUAAUCAAUAACAACGCGACUUUCCGAGUGCGCGC